Molecule: messenger RNA, 2526 nt
Organism: Microdochium trichocladiopsis
Lineage: Eukaryota; Fungi; Ascomycota; Sordariomycetes; Xylariales; Microdochiaceae
Product: fungal-specific transcription factor domain-containing protein
Exons: 5
Coding region: 1-2109 (702 amino acids)
Biological process (GO): DNA-templated transcription
Molecular function (GO): DNA binding; zinc ion binding
Source: RefSeq, a predicted model, not a curated record
AUGGCGAGGCCAUUCACCCUUGGCGACGGCGUCGACGGGCUCAAGAUCUGGGCAGAGCUGCACAAACUGCCGGAGGCGCAAGGCCGGCUGCGACAUCUCGAGGCCCUCAUCUCCGACCUUGGCUCCCAGGUAGAGGUCGCCGUUUCGGGCCCCAUCGAGGACGGCAGCGACUGCAGCAUCAUGUCAGCCUCCUCUGCUGCCGCGAGCAGCCAGGGCCGAGACACCAACAACAUGAGUACCACCAGCAACAUGACCAGUGAGGCUGGCAAUCACAUGGCAGUUGAUCAGCCCAGCACACAGGCAGGCCCAGAUCUCGGCAGCGGCGGGCUGGCGACUUGCGACAACGGCGAUCUCAUCGUGGAAGAUCGCUUUUGGACAAUAUUCUGCUCCGAGGUAGAGCAGAUUUUCGAUGCCGUCCGGGACCACAGCCGGCCACCGUUCUUCACACAGCAUGAUUCAAGCGAGCGCCCUCAUGUGAGCUACUUCAGCUACCUCUUAGGCCGAGUGGUCCCUGGCAAUAACAGCUCUUCUCUUGAUCUCUUUCCCAUGCCUUCUCAGAUGCUGUUUAUCUGGCAGACAUUUGAGGAGAGGGUUGAUCCCAUCAUUAAGCUGCUGCACAAGCCAUCCAUGGUGGAUAUUAUCCGCAAUCUCACCGGCGACUGGUCGAGGCUCGACGCAGCUUUGGCGGCUCUGGUCCUGGCAGUGUCCUUUGCUGCCGUUGCUGCAUUUGAUGAGGACGAGGUUCCCAAGAACUUUGGUUCCUCCAAAUCGGAAGUACUCGCCCGUUACCGACUUGGCGCAGAGCAGGCAUUUCAGCAGUGCGACUUACUCACGACAAAAGACCUCGGAGUAUUGCAAGCUUACGUCAUAUACUUGAAUGUGCUCGUGCGCGGCGGUGAUGCCGAGCGGGCCUGGCCUUUGAUCGGCAUGCUUGUGCGGUUGGCGGUUCGCUUGCAGCUACACCGAGACAGUAGCCAGUCGCCAGGGUUCAGCAGCUUCGAUGUCGAGAUGCGCCGUCGGCUCUGGUGGCAGAUCUGUCUGCUCGAUUCGCAUCUCGGAGCGGGAGCACCGCGAAGCUCCAACUUUCUGAUAUCACAGGACAUGUUUGACACUGCAAGACCCUUGAACAUUGAUGACGCAGCCCUCGGUCCGAAUUCCAUGGUCACAGAUACAGAGACAACAGGAGGGGGUCGCACGGACAUGACUCCAACACUUGCACGCCUGGACACGUGGACAGCUUUGCAAGGGUUCAGGUCCCUCACCACCGCGACCGCGCUGAGCCCUUCGUCCUCGACCGAGAGCCUGGGGGGCUUGCUACAGCACGCUAGUAUCCUCCGCCAGACGUAUACGGGGAGGCUGUCAUCCGCCGACGCCCUGCGUCACCCGCUAGAUCGCUACCUCGCAACCAUGGCACGACUCUCUUUUGCAAGAAUCGAGCUCUUCCUCCGCCAGCACGGACUGCCGCCGGCGGACCCUGCGAUUGCGAACGCACAACCUGCUAGAGAGGUCAUCCAGCCAGCAGUCUUCAUCCUGGAGGAUGUUGUCGCUCUGCAUCAAGAACCAGCCUGGAAGCGCUGGCGCUGGCUCCUGCCCCCAACAUUUAGCACCCCCUGGGUAGCGCUCCACGUGGCGCUCAAGUACAUUUCCGGAGACGCUGCUGCGCAGAGCCAAGGCUCUCAUGGCAGUGGCGGUGAUGGCGACGACUCACUCGGCGGCCGGGCAUUGUCUGCGGUCGAAAGGGCCUUUGGGCUUAUACCUGACGAGGCUAAGACAAUGCCUCAGUACGCGAUACUCUUGGACCUCCAUACGCGUGCGGCGGCUUCCCGUGCUGCCGCUGCUGUCGCUGUUCAGCAGACUUUACAACCGCCGGGGCAGCGAUUCGAUGCGACACCGGCUGCCACACACAUUACGGAUGGGGCAUUCGACAUACCAGCCGCUUUCGCGUCACCAGAGAUGGACCCGUUUAACCAUGUAUCGUCUUGGAAUUCUAGAGAAGCGCAGCCGCUCGGUGGGGUGGCUGGUGUAAUACCAUACCCAGAGAUUGCUCGAGGUGAGAACGCAAUGCAGUGGUGGCAGGCUUGGGAGUUUGCAGAUUGGAUUGACUUUUGAAUCCCCAAGUAAAGAUUCCUCUAGUUUAGAUGGUGAUUCCUUUAUGCUUCGGGGAUCUAUCCAAGUAUUAUUCUUACCGACUACUUAGACUAGGUGCUUGAUUAAGAAUACUAACUCACUAUUGCUCUCUCCCGAAGGUCAGUUGUCGUAUAUCGGAUUCUCCUGGCGCUCAUCCUAGGUUUAGUCAUUGUUGCGGCACAAGGGGGGGCCUGGACAGGCACACUCAUGGGAUAGUCCAUAUUCAUACAUGACUAGGCUGCCAGUUCGAUAAUGCAUUCAGGCGGAAUGAGGAUUGCUGUUCAGGGUUCCAACUGUGUUCUUUCUCAUUUCCAAGCGUUGCCCGGAUAGCAUUUACCUGUCUCAGUGCUGUCUAAUAUGUAGAUCUGCCUGUCCAGUCCUGUUCAGGUAACUAGCAAU